CUAUGCAUUUUUAUUUUUAUUUUAUUAUAGAUACCUAAUAUAUUGAAUCUAUGGCUCCUCUGUUCUCUAAGGAGAAGAGAGAAUACCAUUUUAAAAGAAAUCAUGUACUUUUUCAAAAGAUCAUUUACUGUUGCUGCCUUGAAAAGAACAACAAAUGCAUUCCAGUUAAUAAAAAUUUGGAAGGUCUGGUUCAAGUUUUCUGUAAGCCUGAGUUUUCACUUAAAGUAUUUGCCUACCCUACAGGAUUAUGCCCAGGUUGCAAGAAAAACUUAUAUCUCCGUAAGUCUGGUAAAACUAUUGCAGACACAGUUACUUUAAAAUGGAAAAAUUCUGAUUUUUCUAGCUUGCAAACCUCUAGAGAUUGCUCGAUAUUAUGCAGUAUAUUCAGUCAAGGAAGAAAUAGAUUAUUAAAUAAAAUUAUGAAAAAGGGAACUAGCUCAACACUGAAAUUUUGCCAAAUAUGUUUCUGUGAAAUUGCUAAAGGUAAACCCCACAAAUGUUCCCCUUUAAAGAGUAGCACAAAUCUUUCUGAGAGUAUUUCUAAAAUUUCUAUAAAAGUAAAAGAACAAGUAGCUUCUUCCCUUCUAAAAAAAAUUUAUUCUGAUCAAGAACAAAGUCUAGGAGCUCAAGCCGUUCUCAGAACAGGAGGUAAAAGUAUUCAUAUUACACUCGGUACUCGAGAAAGUGACCAGAGAAAGAUUCUUUAUAAUGAAGUAGAAGUUUUAGUAAAUACCUUAGGACUUAGUCAAUUGAAGUCAAAUGAAAUGUUAAAAACUUUGAGGAGAUGCGGUGUAAAGUUUGAGUCAAACAUGGAGAAAGCCCUGGAUGAAAAAAGUAAACUACUUUCCAACUUUUAUGUCACUGAAUUAUUAGACUUUCAAGAAAAGGAAAAAGAUAAUGACUAUGCUACAGUGAAGAGACACUUAGUAUAUAUUGAAGAUAUUACAACAUUUCUGGAUUUUGUAAUGAAAUAUCGAGGGCAGGUUCCACAAAACACAUUUGUGAAGGUUGGAAUAGAUUCAGGUGAAGGAUCACUAAAAGUUAUAGUAAUUCUGUUUGAUCCAACUAAGGAUAGGACAGAAGAUAGCAGCUCCUUAGGAACAUACUCAGGAGCAAGUUUGUCCACACAUAGAAUAAAUUUUUCAGAAAACUAUAGAAAAAAUAGAUAA
Messenger RNA from Hydra vulgaris (swiftwater hydra), 1169 nucleotides. The record is from RefSeq and is a predicted model, not a curated record. Lineage: Eukaryota; Metazoa; Cnidaria; Hydrozoa; Anthoathecata; Hydridae.